CCGCCCUGAGCCUCUGCAUCAGGUAGCCGACUCCAGGAACCGACGAUGAGGCUCUUGACCCACAACACGCUCUCCUGUUAACAAUUGGAUUUCCUGUUCUGAUCGAGGUAGAGAAGGCUAUGGAAAAGCCGGUGGAAUUCAAUGCUGAUUUCAUCAGGAACCACUUCCGGAAGAUCGAAUGGAAGGCGCUGGUGGAGGCUCCCAGAACUAUGGGCUAUGCGAAGCUCCCGGAAGAUGCUCAAAUCCAGAAGAGUAACUGGUGGGAGCAAACAAGCCAGAGCUGUGUUUGAAAAUGGUUGUAACCCUUGCAUUUCCAUUGAGGUUUGUAUCGCGUAUGUUUCUGCCUGGAGAGGAUUGCUAGCCUGGAUAGGGAAUGAUACGGCUUGCAGGAGAUUGCCAUCUGAGUCUCGAAGGAUAGCUCCACCCGCUGCCUUAUUCCGUGCGAAUGAUGCAUCUGUAUUAAAGGGCUUGUCCGGUUUAGCCUCUUGUAUUGGGCCUACUAUUGAGUCCGGUAUUUAGUCGGCUUAUCUGCUCGAGUUGGAAUUUGAGAGAGUUUUGUUGAAAUCGGUGAACUGCUGCAGUUUGAGGACAUUUUCUUGUGACGAUAGGGAGAACAGAAGAAACAUGUCUGUUUAAGUUGUCUACUGGUUCAUCCGGGAGUCUACUUCUGCGUUCGAAUUCCUUACUGGAUUCGAUUUCGGUUAACUCUGAACUUUCUCUUGUUUUAUUCGUUAAUUGUGUGAUGUUACUGGUCAUAGUUUAAUUGCUUUACAACCAUCUUGAUUGUAAAACUUUUCUGAGCUUGUGGAUCGGUUUGGGAUCGGGUUUCCCCUAUCGAAACUGUAAGGCUGAUAGAUCAUCCAGCUCAGGUCUCCAGUCACACCAACCAGGAGGUUCUGAAACAACUCACAACCACCACAAAAAGGACUUACCGGACCGGGAACCACCACCAAGGUACCAGAACCCAAACCCCAAACACAGCUACCCUCUCAAACCUCACCCUAGAGCUUACAGAGCACACACACGAAGGAGGUGAAGAGAGGAGCGGAAGAAGGAGAAAGGCUACAAACACGAUGGAGUUCGAUGGAUUUCUAUAUACAAAAACAAUCCACCAUAAUCUUGUAGACUCCCCUCUUAGUCUAUUAGAAGUAUAACUAUAUAAGUAAUGUUUAAAUAUAACUUACACAUUCAAUUAUAUAGCUCGACCACAUAAUACUUUUUGUUUCAUAGAAUCAUGUUGUUCAGAACUAUCAUGUAAAUCAGAAUCAUGAGAAGACUCCACCCCAUUAGAAGGGGUGGGGUACCAUGCAGGUUAGCAUCAGAAUCAUUAACAUUGUCAAACAAUGGAAUGGUAGCAGCAGGAGUAGACUCCCUAUUGAUCACUACCUUAAAACCCACCUGGUUUCUAUCCCAUAGCCUAUAACCUAUUACCCCCUCAGGAUACCCUAGAAAGACACACUUCUUAGACCUAGGAUCUAGCUUAUCCAGCUACUGAUGAACAUAGGCAGUACAACCAAACACUCUAAGGUUGGACAAGUCUAGGGGCUUUCCAGAGUAAACUGACUCAGGGCACUUUCCUCCUAGAGGAACAGAGGGGGGCCUAUUUACCAAAUAGCCAGCAAUGUCAACUGCUUCACCCCAGAAUUGCUUAGACAGAUCAGAGGUGGUAAGGAGACUUAUUACUUUAUUAAGCAAGGUUCUAUUUAUACGCUCAGCUACACCAUUCUGCCGGGGAGUAUAGGGCACAAUUUUGUGCCUUUUUAUUCCCCAGUCAACACACAGUUGAUUCAUCUCCUUAUUACAGAACUCUUGGCCAUUAUCAGUUCUAAGGGCUUUAACCUUAAGAUAAGGCUGGGUUUCAACUAGGGUUUUCCACUCCUUAAACUUCUCUACAACAUCAGACUUAUUCUAUAAGAGACAAACCCAAACUUUCCUAGAGAAAUCAUCUAUAAUAGACAUGAAAUAUCUCUUACCACCAUGGGUAGAGAUACUGGCAGGGCCCCAGACAUCAGCAUGAAGCAGAUUUAUGCAUGAUUUCUAGACUUUUAUGCUUUUCUGCCAUUAACCAGAAUAUCUAAAGUAACAUCAUCUCUAUCAUACUUGAUGGCAUAUUUGACAUCACUAUAUGAAUCAGGAAUAACAUUGAGCAAAAUAAUUGGGGUGUAGUCAUCAAUAUGCUUGUCACCAGCCUAUUUGAUGUUUUGGACUAGUUUGUUAAAAUAUCCAAAUUUUCAUCUAUAUCCUUAGUAAGGUCAAGCCUGAACUGGAAAAUUUUUUCAAGUAAAAAUAUAGUUUGCCUGGUAAGGCCUCAGACAUCAGCAUGAAGCAGAUUUAUGCAUGAUUUCUAGACCUUUAUGCUUUUCUGUCAUUAACCAGAAUAUCUAAAGUAACAUCAUCUCUACCAUAUUUGAUGGCAUAUUUGACAUCACUAUAUGAAUCAGGAAUAACAUUGAGCAAAAUAAUUGGGGUGUAGUCAUCAAUAUGCUUGUCACCAGCCUAUUUGAUGUUUUGGACUAGUUUGUUAAAAUAUCCAAAUUUUCAUCUAUAUCCUUAGUAAGGUCAAGCCUGAAUUGGAAAUUUUUUUCAAGUAAAAAUAUAGUUUGCCAUGUAAGGAGGUAUCAGUAUACAGACUAUCAAGUUUUUCCCAAAAAUCUUUCGCAGAGUCAAGUAUACCAACUUUCCUUAACACAGAGUCAGAAAGAUUUAAGUAAAUUGUUGAACAGACAGUUUCAUUCAUUUCAAGUUGUUUAGCCUCAUCUUCAGUUUCUAAUAAUUUGCCAGUGAUAGCUCUGAAAACUUUUUGUUGAAUUAAAACACAUUUAAUCUUUUGCUUCCAGAUAUCAAAAUCGGUUUUCCCAUUAAAGGGCAACAUUCCAUAUUGAUUAGCAGUCAUGGCAAAAGACACAGAAACCUAGGAAAUGCCACACAGACAAAUCAAUUAAAAACCCUAUAGUAGGUCAGACAGCGGACUAGAGGACCACACAGUUCCGAGGCCACUCUGGUGGCUGACAGGGUAUCGCUUAGCCCUAACACCACGCGCCUUCACUAAUUAGGGAGAAUCACUCAGGUUAUCCGUGGACAGACAGACAACUGAGGAAAGAGAAACAACACUCAGAAAGAACAAACUCACUGAACACAGAAAGGUGCAAGAACAAAAAAACCAGCCCCAACCCACUACCCGAAACACACAAAGAGACAAUCAAGAACACAAACCAAUCACGGAUCUGAACAUGCAACUGGCAGAUCAACACAUGCAAAAGAGAGAUUCAAUCGCCAUACCUGAGUUGAUGGCGGUCGGGAUAAAACAACUGAUGGCCGCGCAGGGAAAAGGGGAGUAAAGUAAACAAAAUCUGGAGGCACUCGGUGCACCCAGUGUUGUCAAAAGCGCUCGCUUCUGCGCUUAAGCGCACAAAGCGCAGCGAGGUAGACCCCUAGCGCCUAAGUAAGGUAGAAGCGCACAACCCUGGGCAAGGCGCACCAUAAGCGCUAGAAGCGCACGAAGCGCGGAAGCGCUAUAGGCGCGCGCCUGCGUCGCCUGAAACGGAAAAGGCUGACAGCCCUUUUUUAGUUUAAAACUUUGAAAAAAAAAGCCCAUAUCUUAAUAUUCCUCAGCCCAUGAAAACAAUAGGUUAAAGUAAGUUUAACCUACGUAAAACUAAGCUUAAUAGUACGUAAAAACGUAAACUUGCGCACGACACUACAAAGCUUAACCGCUAGCCAUCCUCUUCACUCUCCUCGCUUUCCUCACUCCGUCACUCUAUACUCAAGCUGCUCUACACCAGCCGGUUCUUUCAGCUUCAUCAUCUCAAGCAUACGCAGCUCUCCAUCGUAGCAGUAAACAAGGAUAUGGAAGGUGGAACAAGUUCUGUGGGUGGUGCUGAAAGUGAAAACUCUACAAAAAAUGACCCAGCUUGGAAACAUAACUACUUAGAUGAAACACAACUAAUUAGUUAACACAACUACCUAGCUUUUUUGAUGCAUUUGGUUCAAUAUGAUGUUACAUACAUCAUAUUUGGCAUUUAUAGAAUAGUAUAUGUGACUUUAUAUAAGUAAUGCGCUUCACCCGAGUCAGGCGAGCGCUUUUUUGCGCUUUGCGCCUCAAGCGCUGGAAGACUCCUAGCGCUUCGGGUGCGCCUUACGCCUUUGACAACCUUGGGUGCACCUAGGGUGUUUCAAGCCAAUUUAUCUGAGCGGAUAUCCAGGGGGAUUAUUCGACUUACCAUGCACGAAGAGGAGGGAGCCGAUGUCGUCAGAGGUGAGUAGCUGCUGGGUUUCCGGUGGAGCUUUUCGGCGAGAGACAGUGAGAACCAAGCUCUGAUACCGCUGUAAGGCUGAUAGAUCUUCCAGCUCAGGUCUCCAGCCACACGAACCCGGAGGUUUUGAAACAACUCACAACCACCACAAAAAGGAUUUACCGGACCGGGAACCACCACCAAGGUACCAGAACCCAAACCCCAAACCGAGCUACCCUCUGAAACCUCACCCUAGAGCUUACAGAGCACACACACACGAAGGAGGUGAAGAGAGGAGCGGAAGAAGGAGAAAGGCUAGAGAAAAGCAAGACCCUCUCUCUCUAAACAGAAGGCUCUAGAACUAGGGUUACACAUAUGCGGCUCACUCCACAGGCAAAGACAGAUCAAAGGAUUAAGUAGGCGGGUCAAGGAAAGUCCAAUAAGGUAAGUAGGUCACGAAGGGUAAAGGUGCCGAACACAAGGGAUGAAUCAAGCAAGGAGGUAAAUGGGCUGGGUGGUAACCAAAUGGUAAAGGCCAAAGUCCCGGGUAAAUUGGGCCAAUACCUCUCACAGAAACCCCGCGGAUUAGGAAGUUUUUCUUCCGAACUGCGUCAACAUAUCGUGUGUCUUUUACUUUUUGUAUUGCUUUGAUUGCAUGUUUAAAGUUUUGAGAUCCGAUUUGUUUGACUGUGACUUCAUAUAGUCUGAGAACAAAUUUGGUAUGAGAGCCUUGUGUGCUUUCUUGAAAUCUGAACUCUAAACUUUGGUUUGAAUUUUUUGAUUUCAUGAAACCCCAGUUCUUGAUUAUUCUUAUUUGUUCGUAUAUCCUUUUACUUUUGAUAAUCCAAGUUCUUCAAACCCUAGCUCAGAUCUGUUCUGGCUUGUGUUUGUUGUUGGUUAAGAGUCUAAUUAAUACCUCUUUUCUUGACUCUUUCUGAUAUCUGCUCUGUGUGUGUGUUUCUGUUUGCUUGUGUCCACAUUGGGAAAAUGACUGACUCUGGUACCAAGAUUCGCAUCUUUGAUGGUGCCAGUGAUUUCCCUAUGUGGCAGCUGAAAAUGUAAGCUUUGAUAAUGAAGCAGAAAUGCUUCAAAGUUGUUCUGAGUGAUGAAAUUACUGGUGUAUCUCAGUCUGAUUCACUUGAGUUGAAAAAUGUUGCCCACUCUGAACUGAUAAUUCACUUAUCUGAUAAUGUUGCAAGGAAAUUCGCAAACAUAAACAUAACUGACCCUAGGCUUUUGUGGAAUACUCUGGAGACAACUUACAUGAAAAAAUCUAAGUCCAGAAAAAUAUCUUUGUUAUGUAGGUCGUUUACUUUCAAGAUGAAUGUUUUUGUCUCUUUCUCGUGAUUUGGAUAAUUUUCUAAAAAUUACACAAGAAAUUGAGGAGGUAGAUGAAAAAAGUAAAGAUACUCAUCAAGCUGUCAUUCUCCUGAAUUCUUUACCUUCUCAAUUUGAUAACUUUAAGAAUGUCAUUCAGUACUCUAAUGAAGAUCUCACCCCUGGUAAGAUCAUAGAUGCUAUACUUGAGAAGAAUGAAACCCUUAAAGUGUUUAAGUCUAAGUCUGAUCAUUCUAAUAAUGAAAAGACUGAAACUAAAACUGAAGCUUUAAUUGUGAAGGGCAAGAUGAAGGGAACGAAAAAUGGUUCUAAAAAGAAGAAACAAACUGAAAAAUGGUUGUACAUUGCAUGCUACCCCUAAUAAAUCCAAUUUUUCUUCCUUGAACUUGUAUGAUGGGGGAAAGCUGAUGUUGGGGGACAAUACUGCUCUUGAUAUUAAGGGAAUAGGGAAUAUGCCAUUAAGGAUGUUUGAUGGAGUUGUCAGGGUUAUACAAAAUGUUAGAUGGGUCCCUUAUUUGCGAAGAUACUUGUUGUCUGAAUCUAUUUUUGAUGAGUUAGGCUGUAGUAUUGUUACUCAGGAAGGCAUUAAGAUGGUUUCCAAAAAUGGAAAACAACUUAUCAAAGUUGUUAAGCAAGGAGGCCUUUACAUUGUUGAAGGAUCAUCUGAGCUGAAUAUAGCUGCCCCUGAUACUAACAACACUAUUCAAAAACAAACUGAGAUAUGGCACAAAAGGUUAGGUCACAUUGGUAAUGUGAGUCUUAACAAGUUGUUUAAAAAUGGAAUGAUUGACUUUAAACCAAGCCAAAUUGAUUUUUGUGAAAACUGUAUUUUUGGUAAGAAAACUAGACACUCAUUUGGUAAAUCUACAUAUACUGCUUCUCAAGCCCUUGAAUUGGUCCAUCAUGACCUAUGGGGGCCCUCUAAAAUUGGAACUUCAGGAGGAAGAAAAUAUUUUCUCUCUUAUUGGUCGUUUUUCUAGAAAAAGUGUGGGUUUACUUGCUAAAAACCAAAGAUGAAACUUUUGACAGUUUUAAAAUCUGGAAAAGCUGGUUGAGUCUCAAUCCAAGUUUAAACUGAAAUCUUUGAAAACUGAUAAUGGUCUUGAAUUUUGUAACCAUGUUUUCAAUAAUUUCUGUAAAACUGAAGGGGUUAAAAGGUUAUUAACUGUCCCUGAUACUCCCCAGCAGAAUAGUACUGUUGAGAGAAUGAAGAGAACUAUUCUUGAAAAGGAUAGAUGCAUGUUAAUUGAAUCUGGUCUUAAAAAUUCUAUGUGGGGUGAAGCUGUUGUUACAUCUACUUACUUGAUCAACAGAUCACCAUCUUCUGUGGUGGGUUUCAAAACCCCUCAGGAGAUGUGGUCUGGUGUGAAGCCAAACAUAACUUAUUUAAGGCCCUUUGGGUGUACUGCAUAUUCUCAUGUCUCUCAAGGUAAGUUAGAACCUAGGGCCAUUAAAUGUGUUAUGAUUGGCUAUCCUGAAGGUGUGAAAGGUUACAAACUCCUUCUGAUUCAACCUGGAGUUUAUAAAGGCAUAAUUUCUAGAGAUGUUACAUUUAAUGAAUCUGAAUUUCACUUUAAAAGUGUUAAUGCAUCUUCUAGUGACAUGACAGAUGAUUCUGAUGGUAACUUCUUUAAUUCUCUGGGCACUGAGAAUCUGUCUGAAGGUGACCUUGAUGUUGGAGGACAUCAUGAAGGUAAUGAUGAUCAAUCUUUGUCAGAAUGUGACCAAGAUGAUUCAUCAGAAGGUACUGCACAGCUUAAUACAGACUCAAAUCAGGAAGGUAGUACCUUACCCUUACUUGAUAAUUUGAGUAAUUUGCAUGAUGUGCCUGUUUUGUUUGAUGUAAAUGUAAAUACUGGUGAAACUGAUCUUAAUGGAAAUGCCUCUAAUGAACAGGAAGAACCAAACUUAGCUAAUUAUCAACUUGUUAGAGACAAAGAACAUAGAAAUGUUAUUCCUAAUAGGAAAUACAUCUCUAAUCUAGCUGAGUUUAUCUUUAUAGCUUCUGAAAUUGUUAAAAACAAUGUUCUUGAAACUUUUGAGCAAGCUAUUAAGAGUUCUAAGUCAAAUGAAUGGGUUAAAGCAAUGCAAGAAGAAUUGCAAUUUAUGUUUGUUAAUCAAACAUGGAUUCUGGUCCCUAAACUUAUAGGUGCUAAGGUUAUUGAUUGUAGAUGGAUUUAUAGGAUAAAAGAUAGUCUUGAUCCCAUUGAUCUCCCUAAGUAUAAAGUUAGGCUUGUUGCUAAGGGUUUUAAACAAAAGAAAGGGAUUGAUUACCAAGAUAUUUUUGCUCCUGUAAUCAAAUUCAAAACCUUGAGACUCUUGCUUGUUAUGAUUGUUGUUUUUGACUGGGAAUUAGAACAAAUGGAUGGUAAGACUGCCUUCUUACAUGGAGAUAUAAAUGAAACUAUUUACAUGUCUCAACCUCCUGGAUAUGAGAGUAAAAAGAAUCCUAAUCAUGUUUGUUAAGAAAAUCUAUCUAUGGUUUAAAACAGUCUCCUAGACAAUGGAACUUGAAAUUUGAUGCUUGCAUGAGUGAACUUGGUUUUCUUAAAAGCAAAUAUGAUACUUGUUUGUAUUUCAAGCAUGUUGGUAUUGAUAAUGCCGUGUACAUUCUGUUAUAUGUUGAUGACAUUCUCAUAAUUGGUUUGUGCAAAAUGUUGGUUAUUAGUGUGAAAGAUGAUCUAAAAACACAUUUUGACAUGAAAGACUUAGGACCUGCUAAAAGAAUUUUGGGGAUUGACAUGAGCAGAAAUAGACCUGAAAAGUGCAUGUUCUUAUCUCAAAGCAUUCCUAUCCCUUUAGGAGGGCAUGGUUCUAAAAGCAUUCCUAUCCCUUUAGGAGGGCAUUUGGAUCUUCAUGGGGAUCCUUAUCCUAUUUCUUUGGAGGAAUCUAAGAAAAUGGAUAAAGUCCCUUAUCAUGUUGCUUCUGGCUUUUUUAUGUAUGCUAUGCUUUGUACCAAACCAGACCUUGCUUUUGCUGUGAGUGUUCUUAGCAGAUUCAUGUCUGACCCUAGGGAAAGACAUUGGACUGCUUUGAAGUAUACUCUUAGGUAUCUUUCUGGAACUAAAAACCUAGGUCUUAAGUAUAGUUCUAGCUCUUCCUUAGACCUUAAAGGAUUUGUUGAUUCUGAUUAUGCUGGUUGUAAAGAUACCAGAAAGUUUACCAUUUCCUGGUUCUUUACCUGGGCUGGAAACUGUAUUUCUUGGAAAUCCCAAUUGCAAUCUGUUGUGGCUUUGUCCUCUACUGAGGUUGAAUAUGUUGCUGCCAUUGAGGCCAUUAAAGAAGUCAAAUGGCUUAAAGGUAUUUUGGGUGAAGUUCUUGGAAACAGCCUUGUCCCUAUUGUUUUUUCUGAUAGUCAAAGUGCUAUUUACCUUUGCAAAAAUCCUAUGUAUCAUGAGAAAACCAAACAUAUAGAUGUAAGGUUCCAUUACAUAAGAGAUGAAAUUGCCAAGGGUAAUAUUAAUGUGGAAAAAAUUUCAGGAGAUGUAAAUCCUGCUGAUUUUGGAACUAAAAUUGUCCCUACUGAUAAAUUUCUUUUUUGCAGGAGCUUCUUCAAAAUCUUUGAGGUACCUUGAUAAAAGGUUCCAAACUCGGUUGAUGGUGAAUGAGGAAAUUCACGUCUCACAGAUCCUGCAAACUAGCUAUGAUGAUACUCCAUUUGGAGAUACCUGAAUGAGAAUGAGUCUUAGGAGGGCAAAUUGUUGGGAUAUCAUAUAAUCCUAAUUCUCUCAUAUGUUCUUUCACUUUUACAAUUAAGGUAGGAUGGCAAAGCAAUUAGAUUUGGCUUAAAUUUUUCUUGGUUUAUCUCUUGUAAGGGUCUUUUGGGUUAUUGUAUUGGGUCUGUCCGGUUUAGGCUCUUGUAUUGGGCCUACUAUUGAGUCCGGUAUUUAGUUGGCCUAUCUGCUCGAGUUGGAAGGAUAUAAAUAUAUCCUUUAACCUCCCUUUCUGCACUGUUCCACUGCAUACUUCUAAAACCCUAGAGAGAGAAAUUUGAGAGAGUUUUUUUAGAUCGGUAAACUGUUGUAGUUUGAGGCCAUCUUGUGACGAUAGGGAGAAAGGAGGAAGCUUGUCUGUUGAAGUUGCCUAUUGGUUCAUCCGGGAUUCUACUUCGGCUUUCGAAUUCCUUACUGGAUUCGAUUUUGGUCAACUCUGAACUUUCUCUUGUGUUUUAUUCGUUAUGAGUUGUUUGUCUGUUAAUUGUGUGAUGUUACUGGUCAUAGUUUAAUUGCUUUGCAACCAUCUUGAUGGUAAAACUUUUCUGAGCUAGUGGAUCUGUUUGGCACCGGGUUUCCCCUAUCGAAACCCCGCAGAUUAGAAAGUUUUUCUUCCGAACUGCGUCAACAUAUCGUGUCUUUUACUUUCUGUAUUGCUUUGAUUGCAUGUUUAAGGUUUUGAGAUCCAAUUUGUUUGACUGUGACUUCGUAUAGUCUAAGAACACACACACACACACACACAUAUACGGUUCCAGUGAGAACGAUGCUUAACGUGAGAACACUAACAUUUAAAUCAACGUGGUGCACAAUUGAGCUAUUCUAUUGCACAUUUUCAAUUUGCACGAUUAAACCUAUAUUAAAUAAACACGAUGGCAUUUUGGUAAAUAUUGUGAAAAUGUGAAAAUGUGCAAUAUACAAGCUUCUUUGUGCAACAUGUUGGGGUAAAUGUUAUGUUUUCACGUUCUCAUGUUAAGGCGUUAAUCAUUGUUCUCAUUUGAUCUCUAUUCUAUAUAUAUAUAAUUAAAAAAUUCCAAAAAAACAGGGCAAGAAAUAAUUUUGAACCUUAAUAAACAUUAAACUAAAAACAUGAUAUCUAGUCUAGCGAGAAUAGUAGAAUCCGCUGACACUCAAAGUAAUAUACUUUGUAUAUAAUGUCGUCUCUCUACUCAAAGAUGCCGACGUGGAUAGGCGGGUGCAAAUACGAACAACGCAGAGAGACGCGAAGGUAGGCGGACGGGGGCGGAACUUACCUUGAAGAGGACCGGCAAAGACAAGAGGAUUGACGCAUGUGAAUCAGAUGUUUAAGAACGACGAAAGCUUCUCAACGUAUGUCAGCGCUGGUGACCGCCGAUCUAUUGUGCUGCUGAAGUGACAUAAGAAGACGGUGACUGCUAAACACCUGGUCUUUCUGUGAAACAUAAGUAAAGCAUUUGAGGUUUUUUUUUGUACUGAAGUUUUAAGUUUUGGUCUGGAUUGUGUGUUAAUUAAAUUCAUAGGUUGCAGUGUGUAAUGUGGUUAUUUUCAUAUGUGAAAAUGUAUGUAUAGGUUGUAAUGACAGAGUAUGUGAACUUGUUUAUUCACCAUGGUGGUAAAUGGGACUGUGUGAAAAAGAAAAGGGAAUAUUUGGGGGGUGAGCUGACCAAAAAGGAAAAGGUAGACAUUGACAUUUGACUACAUCUGUAAGUUCGAAUUGGAUGGGUAUGCAGAGGACUUGGGCUAUAAAGAUGGUGUACAAAUAUGGUUCAGAAGGCUUUCAAUUAAAGAUGUAUGUGGCCUAGCUACUUUAUAGGAAAUUCAAUGUGACAUGACAUGCUUCUUUCCAACAUUACGGACCCAUACAUUGAAUUGUAUUUUGUCUUAAAGAAGAGUCCAAAAGGGAAAGGGAAAGAUAAAGUACCACCAGGCCCCUCAAACCCUUCCCAAAGUGCAGAUGCAACCCCAACUUGUGAUACAUCAGCCCCAUGUACUGAUUUAGCCAUACCCUGUGAUGCAAGCCCUACUUUACAACUACUCAACCGUGUGGAGUCAACCCACACUUCAUUACAAUCCCAGCCUGAACAAGAGGGUGUUCCUACAUUUCUACAAGCAGAAUACCAGUGAAGAUGAAGUGUUUCAAGAUGUGAUCAGUGAAGAUGAAGCACCCGAGUUUAAUGAAGGUCAUGAUAAGGAGUGUUUAUACUAAUGCUCUUUUAAUUGUGUUGUUUGAAGUCUGUAAUCUAGUAAUUGCUUACUAUGUAUUGUUUGUACAUGUACACUUAUUUCAGGGGUUAGUUGAGGCUUUUAAGGCUGUCAAUCUAUUGAAUGAGCAUAGAUAUUGCUUGUAACACAUGUAUGAGAACUAUAAGAAGGUUUUCAGGGGUGGGGAGUACAAGAAAAAGUUGUGGUUAGCAGCAAGUACUGGAAGUUUAAGGUCCUGGCAGAGACAUAUUGAAGCCAUAAAGAAUUUUGAUGAGGCUGCCCACACUUGGUUGCUGCAAAAUGACCCUCGGACUUGGAGUAGGGCUCAUUUCUCACCACAUACCCGGUCUGAUGCCCUACAAAACAACAUAUGUGAGUCUUUCAAUUCUUACAUUCUUAGAGCUAGAGAUUUGCCUAUCCUAAGUAUGUUUGAAUGGAUUAGAAAACGGUUAAGGUUUCAUGUCAAGUACACUGGGAUGCUGAAAUACAAGGGGGCAAUUUGUCCUAACAAACAGGACUUUCUAGAAAAAUACAAGUAUGACAGUAGGAAUUGUUUUUGCACACCAGCUGGUGACAAGCUUUAUGAGGUAGAAUAUUUUGAUAGAAGUUAUGUGGUAAACUUGAAUGAAAGAAGUUGCACUUGUGGAAUGUGGGAUUUAAAUGGAACCCCAUGCAAACAUGGAGUGUCUGCUAUUUAUGCAAAUAGAGAAAAACCCGAGGAGUAUGUCAGUCAUUAUUCAAAAGAUACCUACCUAGCUGUGUACAACCAUAUGAUCCACCCUGUACCUAGUAAAGAGGGGUGGGAAACCACUGCCUACCUUGACAUCAAGGCACCAAUUCCAAGAAAGCCAGCUGGUAGACCAAAGAAAAAGAGAAUUAGAGCUCUUGAAGAAACAAGGAAUCCAUAUAAGGUUUCUAGGUCUGGGAAGCAGGUAGUUUGUGGUAAUUGUAAGCAGGUGGGUCAUAAUGUAAGAGGAUGUAAGACAUCCCUUACUGGAGAAACCCCAUGGCAGAGAAGAAUGAGGCUGAGAAACACAAGUAUUCCGCAGGAGGCCAAGUUCCUAAUGCUCAUGAAGCUGCAAAUGAAGAUUCUCAUGUCAACACUCAGGUUGUGGAGACCAUCAGUGAAUCAGUCCCUAAUGCUUCCACUCCAAAUGCAACAAGUUCAAGAAAAAGAAGAAAUACUUGUAGUUCUCAACCACAACAACCUUCAGCAAGAAGAAUUACCAGAUCAUCACAAGAAAUACUUGUGAUGAUGUAUUUGUGAAUGUAGCAGACAUUUUGUAAUGUAAUUUGGAUUAAUUUUUGUAGUUAUUUUGCUGAAUAUGAUGUGUAAUAUGUUUUGGAUGGAAUUUUGCACUGAAUGUGUAGUCUGUGUAAUGGCAUACUUUGCUUUGCUUUUGAUUAAAAGGAAGGAACUGUGUACUUGUUGUUUUGGAUGGAAUAAAAUGAAUAUGGGUAACUUAACUCAAAU
Molecule: messenger RNA, 12935 nt
Organism: Cuscuta europaea
Lineage: Eukaryota; Viridiplantae; Streptophyta; Magnoliopsida; Solanales; Convolvulaceae
Source: the annotation of a GenBank genome assembly